UUUCUUCAUUCAAAUCACCCCCACCCCCCCUCCCUUCUGAUUUCUAAAAUCCGUUUGCUAACUCGCGGCCAUGGUUUCACAUCCAGCCCCUCACGCCGCCCCAUCCUCUCUCUAAAACCAUACACACGCAUUCAUAUCUCCAUCCUGUAUAUCCUGAUUCCGAAUUUUUGUUUUUUCUUGCACGCGAAGUCUCUAAAUUAUUAGCGGUUGAUUGUUUUCCACGCGUUCUUCUUCCCCAGAUUGCUGCUGAAAUCUUAUGAAGGUUGCUCUAUGCCAUAUGUUAGAGGGAAUAUAAAGUUGGAUCAUUGCUUAGCUUUAUAUUCCCUUGCAAUUUUCACAGCUUUUCAUACUUCGUACUUUUGAGAUUAUUGUAAUGAUUCCUCAGACAUUGGUUGGUGAAAAUGUCUGUGAUUGUAACAGAAAAUCAUCAUCAACAGUUAUAAAGUUGUCACCCUCUACCAUAUCAUCUGAACCAUUUUCUGGGAGAGAUGACAAGCUGUCAAAGACAGGUUCAGUUAAUGCAUCAGGAACUGAUGUGCUUUGUACUGCUUUUGACUAUGUAAAUAUAGCACAACUGUCUGAACAUAAGUAUGGGAAAAGAAGAGGUUCCCCUAAAUCUGAUGAUGCAAUGGAGAGAAAGUGUUCUGAAAUCGUAUGCAUGACUCCAUGCGAGUGUGGGCAGAAAAGUUUACCGCUGCAUAAUGAACUUAAACAACCUGCAAGAAAUACCCGGAGGGAAGCAGCUAAAAGAGUAGCAUUUGAUAUGGACAAUUUGAGUAUCAUGCGUCGGAGAAGAACCACAUGUAGAAAGCAAACACGAGCAUCUGUUUGGGGAUCUUUGAGAGAUGCGGUACAAGCUUUUGGUGGGGUUGAGACACUUAAAAGUGAUAAAAGGAAGUCAAGAAGAGCAAAGCGUUGCCAGAAAAGUGAAAAGAAAGGCAAGAAUCAGGCUGUGCAAAGCUUGCAAAAAUCAAUGACAAAGACUCGCAUCUGUUUAAAAAUAAAAUUUGGGCAACGAUCUCUCAUGGAUAUUCUUCCACUUGUUGAAAAUGGUGAGGAAACUUAUUCUUCUAUUUGUUAUGAACCAACAAAAGGUUCAGAAAAUAUUGGUGAUCUGUUUGUGGACAAGUUGAACAGAAGUUCACGGUUAAAUGGGCUCAAUGAAAGUUCAGAUAGUUCUUUUAUGUUUUAUGAUGCUUCUGUUACAAAUGCAUGUCUUGCUAGCAAGAGCAUUGUUGAAAGUCCAACUGAGAAAUAUUUGGCGAGUCGUCAUGAGUCACCUUCCCAAGCUGAGGCAGUCAAACCAGAAACACCCAUUGAUGACAUGUGCUCAAAUCCUGGAACUUCUCCUGAUUCCGAAGUUAUCAAUCUCAUGACUGAUGCUCAUAUCAGUUUAAAUGGUCUAGGUAACUUACGUGUUAAAAUGUCAACCCAACCAAGUGUUGCUGGUAGAGAUGUUGAAAGUAUUUGUAUGCUGGAGAACUGUCAUACAAAGGAAAAGAAAAACGACAAGUUUAUCAAAACAGUUGAUUGCAGUGUAAAAGCUACCAUCCAUAGUUCAGAAAUUAUGAGCACUGAGCAAACAUUGGUACAACCCGCACAAGGAGAUAUCAAGGGCGAUGACUCUUAUCAUGACCAGAAAGACACGUCUAUUGUCACCACAGCUGAAAAUGCACGUCGCAGUGUGUCUAGCAUUGAGCUGCAACCUUUGUCUAAAAUGGAUGACUUUCGAAUGUCUUCUGUUCCUGUGUUUGAAGAUAGCGGAGAGAGAAAUCAUUGUUGUAGUCUUGAUACUCGUUCACUGGUGUUACAGAUGCCUGAAAAACCACAUUCUUCUCUUGAGGGGCUCAAAAUUUUAGAAAUAGGAAGAUCCAAUGGAGUAAAGGAGAGCCAGUCAGAAGUCUUAAAGUCACCAAACACAGCAAAUUCAUCUAAAGAGAAGGCUAACAAGGGAAAACCAGCUCGCGAUUAUGGAGCAAUGAAGAAGAAUCAUGGUGUUCAGGGUCUUACUGAAUUGGGAAACGAUCCAAAAACAGAUGGCCAAACACCAUCUCAUUGUGGACAAAUUGCUUCUGGAAACAAAAUUCCUGGUUUUUUAUCAAAUCAAAUUGAAGAGUGUGCAGCACCGGUAACACCAAGAAGUGCAUGGGUUCAAUGUGAUGAUUGUCAGAAGUGGAGGCGCAUAACAGCUUUACUUGCAGAUCAAAUUGAAGAAACAAACUGCAAAUGGAUCUGUAAGGACAACAAUGAUAAAGACUUUGCUGAUUGUUCAAUUCGUCAAGAGAAGUCAAAUUCAGCAAUCAACGCUGAGCUUGAAAUAUCUGAUGUCUCCGAAAAUGAGGAUGCUUCUUGUUCUCUCAGUCGCAGUCAUCCGGGAAAGAAGUCUAAAGUUGAUCAGAGCCCCUGUUGGAAAUUGAUCAAGUCAAACUUGUUUCUGCACCGUAGUCGCAAAUCUCAGACCAUUGAUGAGGUCAUGGUUUGCCAAUGCAAGCCACCCUCAGAUGGUAGAAUGGGAUGUGAAGAUGGAUGUUUGAACCGAAUGCUUAAUAUUGAGUGUGUUCAAGGGACAUGCCCAUGUGGGGAACAAUGUUCAAAUCAACAGUUCCAGAAGCGGAAUUACACAAACUUGAAAUGGUUUAAAUGUGGCAAGAAGGGAUAUGGCUUACAAUUGCUUGAAGCUGUAUCAGAAGGACGUUUUCUAAUUGAAUAUGUUGGAGAGGUGCUUGAUAUGAAUGCUUAUGAGAAACGACAAAGUGAGUAUGCAUCCAAGGGUCAUAAACAUUUCUACUUCAUGACACUUUAUGGCGGUGAGGGUGGCGUCGAUGGUAGGGGUGGCGUCAAUGGUAGGGUGGCGGCGAUGGUGAGGUUGCGUCAAUGGGCUAUGACGAUGAUGGUGGGACUGGCGCAAUUAUGGUGGAGGGGGCUGGUGGAGAUGGUCGGAGAAUGGAUCGAUGGUGGAGCUGGCGGCAACGGUGGGGCUGGCGGCGAGGAGGGGAGGGGCUACGGUGGAGGCGGUGGUGGGGACUUGAUGGUGGCAGGGCUGAGAAAGGAAGGAGUGAGAGGUAAGGUGGAAGCUAAGAAGGUGGCGUAUUUGAGGUACAUGGGCUGCAAUGUUGAGGAGGAAAGAGCGGCGUUGCGAGUGGAGUACAAGAAUGCGCGUAAAGAAGCUAAGUUAGAGGUAACGAGGGCAAAGAAUGCCGCUUUUGAACGCCUUUACAAGGAUAUUGAGGAGAAAGGCAGUGUUAAUCCACUGUGCCGGCUUGCUAAGGUGCGCGAGAGGAAGGCCCGAGAUCUAGACCACGUGAGAUGCGUGAAGGACAGCGAUGGUAGAGUGUUAGUUGAGACUGCCAAGGUGGCUAAGCGCUGGGGGGAGUACUUUAGUGAACUCUUAAAUGCGGGAGGAGACCAGAGGCUAGUUCUUGAUGAGUUGGGACAUCCUGGGGCAUCUCGUGUGUAUUGCCGGCGCAUUCGCUUGGAAGAGGUGGUUCGGGCUCUCCGCGUGAUGCGUAAUGGGAGAGCUGUGGGACCAGAUGAGAUUCCAGUGGAGUUUUGGAAGCAUGCGGGUCGUGAUGCGUGGGUUUGGUUAACCAAACUCUUCAAUGUUAUCCUCCGGACAGCAUGGAUGCUUGAUGAGUGGAGGGAGAGUCUCUUGGUCCCUUUGUUUAAAGGAAAAGGUGACAUUCAGAGCUGCGAGAAUUACAGAGGCAUCAAACUGCUUAGCCACACCAUGAAGGUUUGGGAGCGAGUUAUCGAGUAUAGGGUGCGGAAAGAGGUUUGCAUCUCGGAGAACCAGUUUGGUUUCAUGCCUGGCAGAUCGACUACAGAGGCCAUUCAUCUUGUGAGGAGGUUAAUGGAAGAGUAUAGGGCUAGGAAGAAGGACCUUCAUAUGGUGUUUAUUGACCUUGAGAAGGCGUAUGAUAGGGUGCCAAGGGAGGUCUUAUGAAGGCGGAUGGGGAGUUAGAUGCGGAUGUUGGACAUCGGGUUGGAGUGGCUUGGGCCAAAUGGCGGUUAGCUUCAGGGGUGUUGUGUGAUCCGAAGAUUUCGCCUAGAAUGAAAGGUAAGUUCUAUCGAUCCGUAGUCAGACCUGCUAUGUUAUAUGGGGCAGAGUGUUGGGCGGUUAAGAAGACUCAUGUGCGUCGUCUGCAUGCGGCGGAGAUGCGGAUGUUACG
This is a messenger RNA of Cuscuta campestris, 4169 nucleotides long. NCBI's taxonomy places the organism in Eukaryota, Viridiplantae, Streptophyta, Magnoliopsida, Solanales, Convolvulaceae. The record is from the annotation of a GenBank genome assembly.